This is a messenger RNA of Nematostella vectensis (starlet sea anemone), 1477 nucleotides long. Its product is annotated as F-box protein SNE. The coding region runs from base 24 to 617 and encodes 197 amino acids. The record is from RefSeq and is a predicted model, not a curated record. Lineage: Eukaryota; Metazoa; Cnidaria; Anthozoa; Actiniaria; Edwardsiidae. Gene Ontology annotation, molecular function: protein binding. The transcript is spliced from 2 exons.
AUCUCGCGCGCUUUUCGGACAACAUGGAGAUUUUGGGAACAGAUGUAUUACUGCAUAUUUUCUCGCACCUCGAUGCUCAAUCCCUGUGCUCAUGUAGUCAGGUUUGUAAACAGUGGUAUGAAGUUUCCACUAUCUCCAGCUUAUGGAAAAUGCUCGUUUUCCAGCAGUGCAGGAAGCGAAAUAUCAGACCACAUCUCGGGAGAGCUGAAACUUGGAAAGAAAGGUUCUUUCAACUACAUUUUAAAUGUUUGUAUCGUCGAUCAAGCCAAAGAGAGUUUCUAAAACCGUCAUACGAUGAGCUUGAAAAGUCUCUAAAGCGAUUGGAAAGGGAAAGAUACGUCAUACUCUACGUAAAGGCGAAAAACGGGAUACGGGAAUUUGUUAAGAUGGCUGGAUUUGAAUACCGACUAGGGAACGCUUACUACGAACACACGAAAUCCGAGACAAUUAGUCAAAAGAAGCGCAUAAUUUUACAAGAUAAGGCCUCUGGAAGUAUAUACGAAAGCCCUGCAGCUCGAGAAAUGGUUGGCUUGGGUAAAGGAAUGCAAGAUUGGAAUAUCCAACCUGGUCCUACUGGAGAUGCAGCCCGCCAUCCACAGGGAGCGCAACACCAGUGAUGAAGCUUGCUCUUGGUGAGCAGAGGAAUGAGACCACCUGACUGAACUCUCGACCCUCACCAAAGCGCCUCAUGGGUGUGGACUGAAUGCGCUUCUGGACAGGUUCGGCAGAGACUCCACCCAUGGCUCUAGUCAUAUUGUGCCAUGCGUCAGACAUUAUGUAGCCAGGGAUAACAGCAUUGACAGUAAUUCCGCGCGGAGCCAAGACUUGUGCAUAGUAUCUCACCUGUAAUAAGGGAUAGCAAAUUCAAUCGUGACUAUGCAAAAGAAUAGAAAGCUGAAUAGUAAGUGAAAAUAUACUUAUUGUAAACCUGAUAUAAACCCCAGCAAAUUUGAAUGCCACUUUGCUACAGGUAGCCAUCCAGCUAGGAAGUUCUCCCCUUUACCCCUCAGGGUGUAUAAUGAACACUCAUUAUUGCCAGUGCCUUAUUACCUUGCUAUUUCUGCUUUGUAUUUAAAUAACUAUUACUGUUUUGUGUUUAAAUAACUAUUUUGUAUGUGUAAUACUUGCUAAUUUGGGAUAGGCAUUGCUAGUGGGAGAGGGUGUGUGGACAGCGGUCUCACAAGUUUGGCGGAAAUUUGAUACUACCUCCCCCCCCACCCUAAAAUAUUAGGGAUAGCGAGUCUUCAUUAAAAAUGUUGGUAUAAUAAGGACAUACGCUAUGUCUGGCCCCCUUUAGGAAAAGCUGAGCUACGACAAUGAACUGUGUAUUUUUGCAAGUAGGGCUUUUCCUAUGGUGUUUCUCGGUUGUAAAGAUAUUCGCGAUUUUUGGCUACUCGCGCUGUUUUGGUUCCUUUUUCAUGUUGAGAAGAAAACUACAAACGAACAACGAAUCUGCAAAUAAAGAGCUAAAAAUAAA